AUGGCCCCAUUUGAGGCAUUGUAUGGGAGAAGAUGUAGGUCUCCCAUUGAUUGGUUUGAUGAAUUUGAGGAGAGACCUUGGGGUACCGAUCUUUUGAGGGAAUCGUUAGAGAAAGUGAAAUUCAUACCGGAGAAGCUUCUAGCAGCUCAGAGAAGGCAGAAGGAGUAUGCAGAUCGGAAGGUCAGGGACUUGAAGUUUAUGGAGGGUGAGCAUGUCCUGCUGAAGGGUUCACCCAUGAAGGGUGUGAUGCGGUUUGGUAAGCGAGGUAAGCUUAGUCCGAGGAGCCCGGUAUUUCAUGUGUCUAUGCUGAAAAAACACCAUGGUGAUGGAAACUACAUUAUUCGUUGGGAUUCAGUCCUGCUUGAUGAGAAUCUAUCUUAUGAGGAGGAGCCUAUAGCUAUUCUAGAUAGGGAGGUCCGCAAGUUGAGGUCAAAGGGGAUUGCAUCUAUCAAGGUUCAGUGGAAGAAUCGGCCAGUUGAAGAGUUCACUUGGGAGAGUGAGGCUGAUAUGCAUGAAAGAUAUCCACAUCUUUUUAUUGAUUCAGGUACCCUUCGGUAA
Messenger RNA from Solanum tuberosum (potato), 558 nucleotides. RefSeq lists its product as uncharacterized. Bases 1 to 558 code for a protein of 185 amino acids. The record is from RefSeq and is a predicted model, not a curated record. Lineage: Eukaryota; Viridiplantae; Streptophyta; Magnoliopsida; Solanales; Solanaceae. The transcript is spliced from 2 exons.